Cylas formicarius (sweet potato weevil) is the source of this 983-nucleotide messenger RNA. RefSeq names its product non-structural maintenance of chromosomes element 3 homolog. Lineage: Eukaryota; Metazoa; Arthropoda; Insecta; Coleoptera; Brentidae. Gene Ontology annotation, cellular component: nucleus. Bases 186 to 953 code for a protein of 255 amino acids. The transcript is spliced from 4 exons. The record is from RefSeq and is a predicted model, not a curated record.
GAAGUAAAAGAAAAGAAGAAAUUUAACACUUUUUGAUUGCCACCGGGUACCUUCAAUGUUAUAAUCGUUAUAAAACUUUGUUUAUAAGUUAUAACAUUGUUGUAAAUUGGCCAAAUUGCUUUUGAAGCAGUAGCCAAAUAAAGCGUUAUUAAAAAAAAAAAACGCUUUUUGUCAAAUUAAAAAAAAUGUCGAGAAAGACUCGAAAUCAACACCAAGAAGCUUCCGAUACGACAAGCGAUUGGUCACAAAUGAGUACUGAUGAUGCAGAAGAACCACAGCUGGUUGAUGAAACAGUGAACAAUAUAGUACGAUAUAUAAUUUACAGAAUUGCAGAUCAAUCAAUGUUUGGAAAAUCCGAGUUGGUCAAGAAUGUGAUUCACAAGUCAAACAUGAAAUUUGAAGAUAUACUAAAUAAAGUAAAAGAGAUUUUGAGAAAAACCUAUGGCUUCAAUUUAUUGAUUGUUGAAACCGCCAAAGGCAGAGACAAGAACUAUAUUGUCAGCAAUGCGCUGCCUUAUGUAUCUGAUCCGGAUGAUGAUGUUAACAAUGAGUAUCCCCCAGAUGCAAAUAAAAUUCUGCUCCUGCUUAUUCUAACACAUACUUUUAUGAUGAACAAUAGCGUUUCAGAAGUGUCAUUAGUUGGGUUUUUAAAAAAAUUAGGGAUAGAUGUUGAAGCCAAGCACCCAAUAUUUGGUAAUGUCAAAGAUUACAUUGCCAAAACAUUGGUAAAGAAGCACUAUCUGAAUGUCACGGGCGAUCCUAUCACGAAAAUUCAGACUUUUUCAUGGGGACCCGCAGCAGAGACAGAAAUUUCCAUGCAGGCGAUUCUAGAAUUUGUUUGCAGGGUAUAUAAAAACAGGCAACCAAAGGAUUGGAUCAAUCAGUUUCAAAUUGCAAGCAAACAGAACUUUCGGAAUAAACCAGAGGAACGAAAUUUUGAUAGUCUGCAGUAACACUGAAUAAAAAUGGGUAUAUUUCAUACA